Messenger RNA from Magnusiomyces paraingens, 810 nucleotides. RefSeq lists its product as uncharacterized. Gene Ontology annotation, cellular component: mitochondrion. Gene Ontology annotation, biological process: cytochrome c-heme linkage. Lineage: Eukaryota; Fungi; Ascomycota; Dipodascomycetes; Dipodascales; Dipodascaceae. The record is from RefSeq and is a predicted model, not a curated record. The transcript has a single exon. Gene Ontology annotation, molecular function: holocytochrome-c synthase activity. The coding region runs from base 1 to 810 and encodes 269 amino acids.
AUGUCUACAGAUACCACUAAACCUCAGGGCGUAUGCCCUGUUGAUCAUACCACCCGUGAAGCUUGGAUUCGCAACGCGGGAAGCAACCAAAAGCCAUUACUUGAAGACAAACUCAACCAGCAGCAACAAGUUCCCGCGCCGCAUCCAGUACCUGCUGGAGCUGAUGAAGCCAAAUGUCCGGUUGACCAUGAGUCGCGGGCUGUGUGGCUACAAAACGGCGGUGAAGGUCGUGUCAACGUCGAAAACUGUUCCUCUGACCGAUUAGGAAGCAACUUUAGCACACCCUCUACUGCUGUCGAUUCAACGGGUCACCGCCUUUCUACAGAACGUGAGAUAUCAACAAUCCCUAGAGCAAGUACUGGCGACAACUGGGUGUACCCUUCGCAACAACAAUUCUUCACAGCUAUGCAGCGUAAGAAUUGGGACCCAAGUGCCGACGAUAUGAAGACUGUGGUUCCGAUCCACAAUGCAGUCAACGAACGUGCAUGGACGGAGAUUCUUAAGUGGGAGCAGGGUGAAGGUGGUGAAUCGUGCGGUGGACCCCAGCUCAUUCGUUUCCAAGGUGACUCAAAGAAAAUCACACCCAAGGCUAGAUUCAAUAUGAUUUUUGGAUACCAAAAACCCUUUGAUCGCCACGACUGGCUCGUCGAUCGCUGUGGAACACAGGUUGAGUAUGUUUUGGACUUUUACUCUGGUAAGCCUAAUCCUCUGAUGCCUGAUAUGCCCAGUUUCUACAUUGACGUUCGACCAAAGCUCAACUCGAUAGAAGGCUGCCGCAUGAGACUUUUUAAGUGGUUUGGUCUAAAAUAA